Messenger RNA from Exophiala viscosa, 2330 nucleotides. Its product is annotated as MFS transporter. Gene Ontology annotation, cellular component: plasma membrane. Lineage: Eukaryota; Fungi; Ascomycota; Eurotiomycetes; Chaetothyriales; Herpotrichiellaceae. Bases 289 to 2034 code for a protein of 581 amino acids. Gene Ontology annotation, biological process: transmembrane transport. Gene Ontology annotation, molecular function: transmembrane transporter activity. The record is from RefSeq and is a predicted model, not a curated record. The transcript has a single exon.
UGCAUGAUUCCUAAGAGAGAACAAUGUUGCUGACUAUACCAUGCUAUGUCCGCCGGGAUCGAAAAGGCUUUACACAAAGUCUACAAAAGCUCAACAAAGAGUCAACAAAAACAUGUACAUCCAGAGACUUCUAUAUAAUGACGUACCCGCCGUCAUUGAUGGCAUACUAGUUUGACGAUACCCCGGAAGUGAGUUACAGGCGAAAAAUCAUAUUAGAUCCAAUUGUUUCAGUCCUGCUAGUCUGCAUUAUCAAAGCUUGUUGUCGCUUGGUGGCCAUUCCUUUCGCACAUGGAACAUCCUGAGAACGCCAACACCAUGGCCGACGUCGAGAAAGCCCAGGGUCACCACCAGUCAACCCUAGACCCAAUCGACUACGCUUCAUCCACCACCACCGCAGAAUCAGAACUCCGGCUCGAAAAGGCCGAAACCGCCGCCGACAGGACAUACAUUCCCAUCACAACCACAACAUCUAAUGGACGCACAGUCACCCGACCCACGAUCACCAAAACCCGCACAGGAGCCUCCGUGAGCGAUGGCUAUGGUGUAUAUAAUGUGGACAACGGCGACGAAGAGGACGAAGGAGACAAUGCAUUGGCCAUGAAACGCACUCCGACGGAUGCAUAUGAGGUCCGCUGGGAUGGCAAGAACGAUCCAAUGUCACCACGCAAUAUGAGCCUGGCAAGAAAGUGGCUCAUUACGGGCAUUCUUUCGUUCUCUUCAUUCCUGGUAACUUGCGCAUCGUCAAUCUACACAAUCACCUAUGAUCAACUCAUUGAUCAUUUCCACACAUCACGGGAAGUCGCUACACUGGGUCUUUCCUCCUUUGUCAUCGGUCUAGCACUGGGACCUAUGUUUCUGGCUCCCUUAUCCGAGUUCUACGGCCGAAGACCGAUCUACAUCAUUUCGAUGAUCAUGUUCACCAUCUGGCUGAUACCGGAAGCUGUUGCUCAAGGCAUGGCGACCAUGAUUGUGGGUCGUUUUUUCGACGGGUUUGCAGGAAGUGCAUUCCUCGCCGUCGCUGCCGGCUCCAUCGUCGAUCUCUUCGAACCCAGCCAAAUCGCCUUUCCCAUGAUGAUCUAUACAGCCUCACCAUUCCUGGGUCCGGCGGCGGGUCCAAUUAUUGGGGACUUCAUCAACCAAUUCGCAUCGUGGCGCUGGACAUUUUACACGCUACUCAUCUGGUCGGGCAUCCUAACCGCAGCAGUCAUCUUCCUUGUCCCAGAGACGUUUCAGAAAGUUCUGCUCAAACAGAAAGCGGUCAAGAAGCGCAAAGACACAGGCAACGUGCGCUGGUGGGCGCCGAUCGAGAAGAACGACGCGUCCGUACUGCAUACGGUCCUGCACUCCUGCAUCACGCCAUGCAAACUGCUGAUCCUGGAACCAAUGUGUCUAUUCCUAUGCCUCUACUCUGCCAUCCUACUAGGCAUAGUCUACUUGUUCUUCGGCGCCUUCCCUCUGGUUUUCAUCAACAAUCACGGCUUCAGCCUGUACCAAGUCGGUCUGACGUUCUGCGGUCUAGGAGUGGGCAUCAUUAUAGGCGCCAUGACCAAUCCCUACUGGAACAAGAACUUCGCCCGCAUGGUCGCAAAGCUGGAAGCAGAGACGGGCCAAAAGGGGAUCAAACCUCCGCCAGAGUUUCGCCUGCCUCCCGCCAUGCUGGGCGCCAUCUUGGUGCCCAUCGGUCUCUUCUGGUUCGGCUGGACAACAUACAAAAGUGUCCAUUGGAUCGUGCCCAUAAUCGGAAGUGGCUUCUUCGGCAUGGGAGUCUUCCUCGCCUUUACUGGCGUUCUCACGUUCCUUGUGGAUGCUUAUGCCAAGGUCGCUGCCAGCGCAGUCGCGGCCAAUGUUCUGGUCAGGCUCAUUGCAGCAGCAUCAUUCCCCUUGUUCGGAACGCAGAUGUAUGAAAACUUGGGAUACCAGUGGGCCUCCUCUCUGCUUGCUUUCCUGUCGCUGGCAUGUCUACCAAUGCCAUUCCUGUUCUUCAAGUACGGCAAGAAGAUCCGGGCGAGAAGCAACUUCACCAAUGACGAAUGAAUGAGAGAGUCGUCUUUGAUCUCAUGAUCCUUGCUUCGUUGUCGUGAUUGGGUCAUUGCGAAGGUCGUAAUUAGCGCGUGAGAUGUACUUCAAUUAAUCUGGAGCCUUGAGCGAGUGCUAUUUUUCAUAUUCGAGGCAAGCGACACCAUGAGCAUGGAAACCUGUUGGGCAUUGCAAUGUCAAGAUAUUGUGGAACCGGGUACGGAUUGAACUCAUAUAUUCAUUCUCGAUGCGACGAAAACCUUCGAAGCAUCAUCCUCGUAUAAAAACCACAUAUACUUUUUCUCUACGUCCUA